This is a messenger RNA of Penicillium maclennaniae, 1068 nucleotides long. Its product is annotated as zinc-dependent alcohol dehydrogenase. The transcript is spliced from 3 exons. Bases 1 to 1068 code for a protein of 355 amino acids. The record is from RefSeq and is a predicted model, not a curated record. Gene Ontology annotation, molecular function: zinc ion binding; oxidoreductase activity. Lineage: Eukaryota; Fungi; Ascomycota; Eurotiomycetes; Eurotiales; Aspergillaceae.
AUGGAAUCAAUCUCUCAACUCAUUCCUCACUCUCAGCAAGCGGCCGUGGUGCAGAACCCUGGUGAGUGUUUCAAAGUUGUCCUUCAACAUGACAUCCCCGUGGGAAAUCCUGGUUCCAACGAGAUUCUCGUCAAGUUGAAAUGUACUGGUAUAUGCCACUCGGAAGUCCGCGCUGUGCUAGCCUGGGGCGCGUAUAACUCCAUCAUCGGUCACGAAGGCAUCGGCACCGUUGUCCAAACAGGCGACAAUGUCUCUGCUUCUUUACUGGGAAAGCGCGUCGGGAUCAAGUGGCUUUACAACGCUUGCACCAAAUGCUCCGUCUGUCAGCGGGGCUUUGCCAACAACUGCGCGAAGCAGCUCAACACCAGCCGCCAUGUUCCAGGCACAUUACAGCAAUACGCAAUCGCUGAUGCCAGAUUUAUUACGAUGGUCCCAGAAGGGGUGUCUGAUGAAGUCGCAGCACCACUUCUUUGCGCCGGAUUAACCAUGGCAGGCGCACUGGGCCAUCUCGACAACGAGCUUCAACCCGGCGACUGGGUCGUGAUCUCCGGGUCCGGUGGUGGCCUCGGCCAUAUAGGCGUGCAGAUCGCAGCGCGAGUCAGAAAGCUUCGAGUGAUUGCAGUCGAUAGUGGCGAUGCUAAGAGGAAGCUCAGCCUAGAGUCUGGUGCUGAAGCUUUUAUUGACUUUAAGACGGAAGACGUCGCGGCACGAGUCCUCGAGUUGACGGGCGAGGGUGCCCAUGCAACAGUGGUGGUACCUGGCACGCGAGAGGCACUUCAAACUGCCCCGACGCUGGUCAGAAAUAUGGGCCAUAUCAUCUGCGUAGGUCUUCCACGUAAUGAUAUCGAGAUUCCCAUUUCUGCAACAUUGUGUGCUGCUCGAGCGCUCACGAUCAAAGGCUCUUCGGUCGGUACAGAGGAGCAGAUGGCGGAGUUGUUGCAACUCGCCGUCCAGGGAGUGAUCACGCCAGCGAUUGAGAUUUUUGAUUUUGAAGCAGCUCCCAAUCUCAUCAAUAAGAUUAUGGAUGAUGCCAUCGUUGGCAGAGCAGUUGUGAGAAUCCCUAAUUAG